GGGAGGGAGGGGAGAGCGGGUCACGACGCCGCCGGGGCGGGGAUAACCCCUCACGUGGAGCAGAUGAAAGGGCCGCGGCGCGACUGCCGGGGGAGCCGAGCGGAGCCUGCGACCCACAAAGCCGCCGCCGCCGCCGCCGCGAUGGGGCUGUGAGGCGUCCGCCCGCGCUCGGUCCUCCGCCGGCCCGCGACUAUGCCCGGCCGCGCCCGCCCUCCGCGCCCUCCCGCCGCAGGACCAUGAGGCCGCGCUCGGGCGGGCGCCCAGGGGCCCCGGGCCGCCGCCGCCGUCGCCUCCGCCGCCGCCCCCGCGGCCCCCGCGGCCGCCGCUUGCCGCCGCCGCCGCCGCUGCCACUGCUGCUCGGGUUGCUGCUGGCGGCCGCGGGGCCCGGAGCAGCGCGGGCCAAGGAGACGGCGUUCGUGGAGGUGGUGCUGUUCGAGUCGAGCCCGAGCGGCGACUACACCACCUACACCACCGGCCUCACGGGCCGCUUCUCGCGGGCCGGGGCCACGCUCAGCGCCGAGGGCGAGAUCGUGCAGAUGCACCCGCUGGGCCUGUGUAAUAACAAUGACGAAGAGGACUUGUACGAAUAUGGCUGGGUAGGAGUGGUGAAGCUGGAACAGCCAGAAUUGGACCCGAAACCAUGCCUCACUGUGCUGGGCAAGGCCAAGCGUGCAGUGCAGCGUGGAGCUACUGCAGUCAUCUUUGAUGUGUCCGAAAACCCAGAAGCCAUCGACCAGCUGAACCAGGGCUUGGAGGACCCGCUCAAGAGGCCGGUGGUGUACGUGAAGGGAGCCGAUGCCAUCAAGCUGAUGAACAUCGUGAACAAGCAGAAAGUGGCCCGAGCCAGGAUCCAGCAUCGCCCGCCCCGACAACCCACCGAGUACUUCGACAUGGGCAUCUUCCUGGCCUUCUUCGUCGUGGUCUCCUUGGUCUGCCUCAUCCUGCUGGUCAAGAUCAAGCUGAAGCAGCGCCGCAGCCAGAACUCCAUGAAUAGGCUGGCCGUGCAGGCCCUGGAGAAGAUGGAAACCAGAAAGUUCAACUCCAAGAGCAAGGGGCGCCGGGACGGGAGCGGUGGGGCCCUGGACACACUCAGCAGCAGCUCCACGUCUGACUGUGCCAUCUGCCUGGAGAGGUACACCGACGGCGAGGAGCUGCGGGUCAUCCCCUGCACUCACCGGUUUCACAGGAAGUGUGUGGACCCGUGGCUGCUGCAGCACCAUACCUGCCCACACUGUCGGCACAACAUCAUAGAGCAAAAGGGAAACCCGAGCGCUGUGUGCGUGGAGCCGAGCAGCCUCGCCCGGGGUCGGCAGCAGAGGGUCACCUUGCCGGUGCACUAUCCCGGCCGUGUGCACAGGACCAACGCCAUCCCAGCCUACCCCACCAGGACGAGCAUGGACUCCCACGGGAACCCCGUCACGCUGCUGACCGUGGACCGGCACGGGGAACAGAGCCUCUACCCUCCGCAGACCCCCGCCUACAUCCGCGGCUACCCACCCCUCCACCUGGACCACAGCCUGGCCGCCCACCGCUGCGGCCUGGAGCACCGGGCCUACUCGCCAGCCCACCCCUUCCGCAGGCCCAAGUUCAGCGGCCGCAGCUUCUCCAAGGCAGCUUGCUUCUCCCAGUACGAGACCAUAUACCAGCACUACUACUUCCAGGGCCUCAGCUACCCAGAGCAGGAGGGUCAGCCCCCCGCCGGCCUCCCUCCCCGGGGCCCAGCCCGUGCCUUUGUGCCCGGUGGCGGCAGCGGUGGCGGCGGCGGCAGCGGUGGCAGCUUGCUCUUCCCCACCGUGGUGCACAUGGCCCCGCCCUCCCACCUGGAGAGCGGCAGCGCGUCCAGCUUCAGCUGCUACCACGGCCACCGCUCGGUGUGCAGUGGCUACCUGGCCGACUGCCCGGGCAGCGACAGCAGCAGCAGCAGCAGCAGCUCCGGCCAGUGCCACUGCUCGUCCAGUGACUCGGUGGUGGACUGCACGGAGGUCAGCAACCAGGGCGUGUAUGGGAGCUGCUCCACCUUCCGCAGCUCCCUCAGCAGUGACUACGACCCCUUCAUCUACCGCAGCCGGAGCCCCUGCUGCACCAGCGACGCGGGGGCGUCCGGCGGCUCGGGCCGGGGGCCUGCCCUGCGCCUCGAGGGCUCCCCGCCGCCGCUGCCGCCCGAGGAGCCGCCGGGGGCAGCGCAUCAUGGUGCUGGGCGGGCUGAGCCCUGGCCGGGCCCCACCUCGCCCGCGGGGGACCAGCUGUCCAUGUACAGCCUGGACCUGAACUACAGCAGUAGCUCCUCCCUGGAGCACAGGGGGCCCAACAGCUCUACCUCAGACGUGGGGCUCGAGGCUUCUCCUGGGGCCGCCCCGGACCUCAGGAGGACCUGGAAGGGAGGCCGCGAGGGGCCGCCAUGUGCCUGCUGCUGCGAGCCCCAGCCCCCGGCGCGGGGGUCGCCCCUCCAGGAGGGCUGCAGCCCCGCGGGUGGGGAGCCGCAGCCGGGAAGCUCCUUGUAUGGCCUUCGCCCCAACCGUUUGCCCAGGACAGAUGGGGGGAAGUGUGAGGGCCUGCCCUGCUGCUUCUAUGAAGAGAAGCAGGUGGCCCACGGUGGCAGAGCGGGCAUCGGCUGCUACACCGAGGACUACGCGGUGAGCGUGCAGUACGCGCUCGGGGAGGAGCUCCUGCCCGGCUGCUCCCCGGGCGCCCGGGACCUCGGCCAGCGCAUCCCCAUCAUCGCCGAGGAUGUGGACUCUGACUUGGGCCUGCCCCCAGACCACCAAGGGACCCAGAGCCUCAGCCCCUGGGGGCGGCCGCCGGCCCCAGACGUCCCCUGGCCCCAUGGCAGUCUGGAAGCAACCCGGGAAGAGGAGUGGGCCCCGUGCUGUCAGGCCGGAGUGCCGCUGCCGCCCGGCUGCCGUGCGGAGGAGGCGGGUGCCGCCUCUGCCAGCUUCCCCCGUGCCCCCCAGGACACUCAGGAGUCGAAUGCCAUGGCCACUGAGGCUGCAGGACCAGGACCUGGCCCAGCAGAACACAGCAGCCCGGGAACCUGAGCCCAGAAGGAACUCUUAUCUGGAAAUGGGGAACUGGACGGAGACUCCAUACUCUAACUUCCUUCAAAAAAAACAAAACAACAAAAAAAAUUUUUUUAGCUUUGACAAACACACAAAAGUGGUAAUAAAGAGAGCCCUCCUCAACCCAAAAUGUGAGCCACCUGUGGCAAAAAAAACCCACCCCCCCACCCCACCCCUGUAACGAACCAACAGCCCCGACUCUAGUCCUUUGCCUCUUUUGAUAACAUGUCACCCUUCAGUUUUGUAAAGUGUGUGUGCUUGGGGUUCCGAGGUGUGUGGGAUUGAGUUAUCUGCUUUUUCUUUUAAAGAUAUUAUAUGUAAAUGUAAAAAGUUAUUUAAAUAUAUAUUUUAAAGAACCCUAAUCGCCAACUUUUGCUGAAAAAGAGAAAAAAAAAGUCACUGCUGCAUUAAAUGAACCAGAUCAUGUGUCGAUACUGUUGUCUCCCCAGAGGGAGCUCAGGCCUUCGAAAAGCUCAGGGCAACACCUGCCUUAGGAACUGAACCAGAAACUUGAAGUAAAGCGAGGUGAUAUGGGUACAAACUCUGGGGAACCGUGCAAAGCUGCCUCUUUGCUGUUUCUCUGGCAAAAUCCCAGUGUCCGAACUGUGGGGACCUCUGGGAAGGCACCCCUCUCCGGCCCUCCCCCUCUGCAGGUUAUGGAAACCAACGAGCCAGGAAGAGGCCGGAGCCCAAGGUGGGGGCUGCCCGGGAGCCUGUCUGUCCCUUGGUCCCUGUCACAGUAAGGGCAGUGUUUCUGGGUGGGUGGGUGGGUACUCUAUCUGAACUCUGACCCCUGGGGCAGGGGAGAGGAGGCUGCACCCCUUCUCAGCCCUUUAUAAAAAUAGUCUGGGCUUCCGGCCCCUGACUGCAGAAGUGCUUGGACAGGGUGCAUGGGGCACACGCCCAGGAGGAAUGUAGUUUCGUGGCCUUGGUGUCCGAUGGGGCUGGGUGGGAGCCAUGUCCACCCCACCAGCCCGGCACCACGGGCGGGAGGACGCGUGUGGGUCCGUGUGGGGCAGCUACGCCCUGGCCCCGGGCUCGUGGGGUCUGCACUGAGCUCUGACCGAUCCCUUUUCCCGCCGUUAGGCCCUCGGCCUCCGGGCUGAAGGUGCUCUUGCGAACGUCUACUAUCGCGUCUCCCGAAUGCACUAUUAUGUACUGAUUCUCCAUGAGACCCAAGGGGAGGUCUGUAUAUCUUCCCAGCUUUUUGUGUGUUGUUAAGGGGGGGAGGGGGAGUUUAAGAACCCAAACCGUGUUUUUGUUUCUAAGAUGUUUUCAUUUUGAAAAGGGAGAAUCUAUUUAAAGCUAUCUCAGAUCAGGGAUCAUCAUCUUUUUUGUCCAAUGUAUUCCUUGUUCUUAAAAAAAAAUUUUUUUUUAGAGGAAACUAAUCGCAUUAGGCCUUGUGUUCACUAACCCUUCAUUCAUUGAGCAAGGGUUUCCCGCCAUCUGGGGAGCCUGGCCCGCGAGGAACCCAGGGACCCCCCCCUGGGUGGCCAGACUGACCCCCCGUACCCCGGCAGGCGCACGGGAAGGAGUCAGCCCAGGGUUCAGACCAGAAGGUUUUUAGUAAGAAUCUCGCUGUAUCAGAAGAAUUUUCCUGAAAACUUCAGCCUAGGAUGAAAAAAAAUUUUUUUAACUUAUUUCCAGUCAUGCUUUGGCACAAAGGAAUUCCAGGAUCGAAUGAUGGAGCCAUUUGCCAUUUAGGACCUGUUUGGGGGGGGGGGGUUCUGCCGCCCCUGGGUGCAGCCCCUGCAGGCUGGGCCCUGCGCACCUGUUGGCGAGGGUGUGGGAAGCGCCGAGCUGCUGACAUGCGAUCCGGGCCGCCUUUAUUCCUGGGGCCAGGAGGAGCAGCUGCCCAGGGCGACAGCUUGCAUUGCGGAUUUUAGGGAAGCAGGGGUACUUUCAACGGGAACUGCAAAACGCAGCUUCUCAUUGUUGAGAUUUUUGUUUGUUUGUGGUUUUGCUUUUUUGUUGUUGAUGCCUUUGAGUCGGGAUCAUCUGGCUUCCUUUAGCUUGGGCUGGAAGGCCACUCCUCAGUAGCCUUAAGCAGUAAAUGGAUGUGGCUCCCACUGGACUUAGUAAAACAAAUGCAUCCGAUUUCAAAGAAGCACAUUGAAUACUUAGAAUUUACAGGUGGCAGAAACAAGAAUGAAAACACAGAACUUUAGAUAUCAACCAUCGCCUUUUACACUUGUGCCAGCGAAGCAGACAGGGAGGGUCCCAGAAUAAAAUCGCCCAACUCUCCGACUGUGUCACCAUGGGAAUCGAAAGAAAAGUCGUCUUUGAAGCCAUCAGACUCCAAUAAUGAUGUGCGCUGGACUCGGAGUGGCUCCACGGCCGUGGAACCUGGGACAUUUCCCACCGAGAACCACCCCAUGCCCCCAAGUCAGGGUGUCCCUGUGGCCCACCCCCAGUCUUAGUGUAAACGGAAGAGGUCUAGAACCAGCUGAAAAUGGAAACUUGGGUUUUCCAACCCGCAAGGUACCUCCGUGUGGAUGGAGCCCGGGGGUGGCUUUCCGCCCCUCAGCCCCUCCCCUCUCCUCCAGCUCCAUCUGCUGCCUCUGCUCAGUGCCCCCCUCCACAACCCCUUCCUGCCUCUGGUCUCUCAAGUUCGUGCAGGACUAAUGCUUUUAAAAUGAGAUCUAAAGAAUAAUUACUAGUCCAGAGUACUGUUUUGUAAACAGAACUGCCUUUUUCUACUCUUUAUAUAAACUCUUUCUAUUGUGUUGGUCUAACAAGGCACUAUUUUUUAAUGUUUUCUUAAAAUUUUUUUUCUCCCAUAGCACUUAAAAGAUAUUUUGUAAAGACUUUGCUGUAAAGAUUUUGUAAUAAAAUGGUCUAAGGGCUCUUUUUUCCAACAUUACCAUUUAAAAAAAAAGUUUUAAAAGCUAGAAAACAACUUAUGUAUAUUCUGUAUAUGUAUAGCAGCACAUUUCAUUUAUGGAAAUAUGUUCUCAGAAUAUUUAUUUACUAAUAUAUUUAUCUUAAGCCAUGUCUUAUGUUGAGAGUGUGACAUUGUUGGAAUAAUCAUUGAAAAUGACUAACACAAAACCCUGUAAAUACAUGAUAAUUGCACACAGAUUUUACAUAUUUGCAGACCAAAAAUGAUUUAAAACAAGUUGUAGUCUUCUAUGGUUUUGUAACAAAUUGUACAAAUGACUGUAAAAAAUAUAUAUACGAUUUUAUCAA
Molecule: messenger RNA, 6245 nt
Organism: Oryctolagus cuniculus (rabbit)
Lineage: Eukaryota; Metazoa; Chordata; Mammalia; Lagomorpha; Leporidae
Gene: ZNRF3
Product: zinc and ring finger 3
Source: RefSeq, a predicted model, not a curated record